Molecule: messenger RNA, 1850 nt
Organism: Clupea harengus (Atlantic herring)
Lineage: Eukaryota; Metazoa; Chordata; Actinopteri; Clupeiformes; Clupeidae
Gene: btg3
Product: BTG anti-proliferation factor 3
Cellular component (GO): cytoplasm; nucleus
Source: RefSeq, a predicted model, not a curated record
GUAAUGGUUUAUGUACAGACGGUAAUGUUAAGGAAGAUGUUGAUCAAGUCCUUUUUAAUUGUAAGAAAAAUAAUGAGUUCAGAAUUAAAUGGCAAGAGGUUGAAGCUGAAAAUGAUAGGCUUAUAAAUGAUAUUCUAGAGGAACAAGGGAUGCAGCAAGACAGAAUCAAAGCUUUUGUUAUGUUUCUGAAUGAGUCAGGUCUAAUGAAAAGAAUCUAAUUUAAUUAUUUAUUUAUUUUCUAUUUUUAUUUUUAUUUUAUUUUAUGAUUUAUGAACAAUCGUCUAGCCUGGCCAUAAGUCCCUUUACACACUCCUGUAUAGUAGGUGGCGGUAUAUUCUAUUAUCGAUGUAACCCGCCAAAAAGAAGAAGAAGAAGAAGAAGAAGCCAGUCAAGCAAACCUUCGCGCCCUGUUGGCGCGCCGGUGGAAAACUUUAGGGCAGAGCCAGAGGAAGGCCAUACUGUCAGUUGCAUGUUGGCAGUUAAACACCACCCAAACAUCAAGCAACCAUAAAUGGGAACACGAAUUUCUCCAUGCAGGAAAUACAUGGUUAAUGUCGAGGAAUUGGUCAACAUCUGCUCUACUUAAAGUUUUCAGGUCUUCCUAAGUAUGAAGAAAGAAAUCCAAGCGGCAGGGGUUUUCCUGAAAAAUCUGGUUAAAAAAGCUGACCAGUUGAAUUCGGAACAAGUUGAUCUCUUUGUAGAACGGCUCAUAGUUCUAUUACAAGAGAAGUACAAAGGUCAUUGGUACCCAGAGAACCCAACAAAAGGCCAAGCGUUUAGGUGUAUUCGUGUCAAUGGUCACCAUAAGAAGGAUGCUGACUUGCUUUUGGCCUGCCAGGAAAGUGGCGUGCAGUACUGCUACUUAGGCUUGCCUAUAGAGCUCACCCUCUGGGUGGAUCCAGGAGAGGUCAGUUGCAGGUACAGUGAAGACACCCCACCCUUUACUCUUGCAAGGUUCAUUGGAGAUGAUGAUAAUGAGAAUGUCUUGCUGAAAGUGAGAAGUGCCCUGGAAAGAGUCACCUCUGACUAUCAUUCGGAGACCUCAUCUGAUGAUGAUGGUGUCUGUAUAUCCCCACCUCCUGAGAAUGACAGUGCUUUCACUACCCCUCCUCCAGAGAGGGACAGUGGUUAUGGCACUGCUUCUCCUAAAAACAUUUUCUGUGCCAGGCCUUCUCCUGACAACAAUAGUAUCAGUGCCACUUCAUCACCCCCAAAUAGGCGUGGUGGUGCCACCACACCUCCUCAAAACAGAAGUCCUCCUAUGCAGGUUGAUUACCCAGGUCCACAACCAUUGGCAGCACUCUCAUGGAGAAUACCUGUGAGAUCUCCUGUUGAGCCACGACCCUAUUUCAUGCUGAACCCACGUGUCAGGCCCUUUCCUCCGGUCAGGCCUCAUAGUUGGUCGAGGCCGGUCUACCGCAAUCCUAUGUGGAGCUGUCCUGCCCGAUCUCACCGUGGAGGAACUGCAGCAAUAUGGUCUUCGCCUGGAAAUGAAAGAAGAUUCGCAGGAAGGAUGCAUUUGAACAGACCACUGAAGUAACUUGACCAAAUACGUUUUUAAAAAUAAUUGAAGUCACUACUUGUUUUGUAUGUCCGAUUCGCAUGAAUGUUUUUGCACUUUAGGUGACUUGUUGGAGAAUUGUACUUGAUUAGGUUUUGUAUUUUGAUUAAUCAGAUUUUGUAUUAUUUAUGUAUAAUGUCUAAUGCAAUCAGUGUUCUUUGAUAAUGGUCUGUAUAUUGUCAAUAACUAAUAUUUAAAAGACAGUAUUGUAUUUAUUUACACAAUGGUGUUAAUCCUAUUAUGGAAAAUAAACGUGCAUUUUCUAACCUGUACAGGUUCAGUUGGGAAA